GCUUAUUACAGUUAUCAAGCAUAACCUGAAAAACUUGUUUAUCUUUAAUAUCAAUUUCACUUCUGGCAAAGCGGGAAGGGCCUAGAAUAAAAAUUAAAUUUUUAUGUAUUAUUUCAUAUUCAAUUUUUUAUGUUUAGUCAGUAAAGCAAUAGCUGUUUCACAGGAGUUAACAUUGUUUUUGCUAAGCCAAACUUGAUUUGUAUUUGUGAAGAUAAUUUUGGUUUUAGGUUAAUUUCAAAAUGAUAUUCCGCUACAUAUAUUUGUUAGAAUAAAUAAUUUUACAUUCGUGACAUUCUAUUUUUCAUGGAACGCAUUUAAAACAUUAUAAGCACCUAAAAAGAUAUAAUUUACGUCCGCUGCUCACACACAAGAAAACACAUACGUCAUACGUAAACAUGCAGGUGCACAGACGAACUGUCGAAUACACAUAAACGAAGACAAAAUGAAAUCUACCCAGGUGGAUGUUGAUGGAAUCCUACGUUCUCUGGGACAAACCGGUUUUUUCCACACCAGUCAGUGCAUCUUGAUUUGUGCAUCUCUACUUGUAGCAUCGGCAAAUAGUUUAUUCUAUAUAUUCUACGCCAUCACACCCGAAUACAGAUGUAACAAUCUAACAGAAUUUCAGCUGAAUCAAUACAAUAUAUCAAUCAAUGAAGUAAGUCUAAUAUAUGAUAAAUGCUCCAUAGACAUCAUCAACAGCAAUGAAGAGAGUACUACCAAACACCAAACUCUGGACUGCCUCAAUGGUUAUUACUAUACCACUCCAGUGGAUAAGUCUAUAGUCUCACAGUGGGACUUGCUCUGCAACAGCGUAGGAUUGGCUGAAUCAACUCAGACUUUUUACACUUUUGGUCAAAUGGUUAGUGGUCUGUUAGCACCAUGUUUGAUAGAAAAAUUCGGACGAAAAUCUAUGAGAGUGACAAGUCAUAUCUUGCUGUUAAUUUUCAACUUAAUCGCCGCAUUUUCUCCGUAUUAUUGGUUGUUUACAACUAUGAGAUUUUUUAUUGGAGGAGCUCGUGAGCUAUAUUUUCUUAGCUCCCUUGCUCUGGUAUGCGAGCUAUACCCACAGGAAAAACGUAUCAUUAUGUCUGGUAUAUUUAUGUGUACCUGGGGACUCUUUGGUUCUUCUCUUGGGUUGAUAGCCUACCUGUUAAAAGAUUACAGUUGGAACAUGUUAUUCCUGUUUAAUACUGUCAUCUCAGGAUACUUUCUAGUGGAUUUCUUUUUCCUGAAGGAAUCUAUCCGUUGGCUAUUUGCCAACUCGAAAGUAAAAGCAGCCGAAAAAAUUAUCAAACAAGCAGCAAAACAGAACAAAGUCGACUUUGAUAAUAUCUGGAGCAUGACUUCAGAAAAUACUUCGCAAGAAGUUGAUGGACACAUGAAAGAAACCACACUUGAGUGCCGAAAUGGUAACUCCAAAGUCCAACAAGAUGUCACAAAUGUUGUCCAACAUAAACAACUACAAACCGAAAAGGAAUCCUCACUGCCUGUCAAGUUACUUGCUAUCUUUAAAUCACCUUAUCUGAGGAAAGUAACCAUCGUUGUGUCUAUAGAACGUGCUGUAAAUGUAGGUUCAUGGAACAGUGUUUUUCAAAUGAUGGAAGUUUUUGCUGGCAACAUCUAUCUCAACUCUUCUGUGGUGGCCUUAUUUGAUGUAUUUGCUAAUGGAAUUUACUCUGUGCUAGCAAGAAGAUUCGGUCACAAAAUAUCCCUACAAAGUUUAAAGAUACUUUCUGCCACGUGUGUCAUCUCUGUUUCGCUGAUAAAAAUAUUGGCAGAGAGCAGUAAAACAAUGGAAUAUGUCAUUCUCGGUUUGUAUGUUUUGGCCGCCGCUGGACUGAAUGCUGCUUCCUGUGGUGAUUACAUUUACACCUCAGAACUCUAUCCUACACAAAUAAGAAGUGUUGGAAGUGGUUUUGUUACAACUUUUACACGCCUUGCAUGCAUGGCAUCACCUUUCCUCAAACUCGUGGCUUUGGCAACUCCGUGGGCUCCUGGGAUUAUCAUAGGAACUGGAUGUAUAUUUUCUUCAAUUUUGCUCCAAAUACUUUUACCAGAAACAGGAAACCGUGUCUUACCUCAGACGAUUGAAGAUGUGAACAUGAUGCAGAAGAAAAAGAAGAAGAAUAUGAAAAUUGAAACUAUAUCGUAAAGACAAUAAGAUAAUCACUAUAGUUUGCCGUAAUCUCGGCCAGCAAGAUUAGUUUCAUUAGAAAUUAAAAAUGUGAAAUAUAUGCUGGAGUGACGUAAAUGCAUACAUACAGACUGACCGAUAGAUAGAUGGACACAUACAUACGUGCAUACGCACAUAUAUGUAUAUAUAUGUAUAUAUAAAUCAUAGGGUAGCAAAGAAUUUUAGAGAAAUUCUUUGCUGCCAGUGGUCUAGCGAGAAGAAAAUACUAGUCAAUACACUAUAUAUUAUUCAUAUAAAAGUAUAGUGUACAUUUAAACACAUAAGAGAUGGCCAUAACUGACUCUUUCUAGCGAGUCAGAUGUCCUGUCAUGGCCAUCUCUAAUGUGUUUAAAUUUACACUAUAUACAUAUAUAACAGACGCCAUGAUAGAUCGUUAGCCACUACUCACAUUUUUUCUCUCC
This is a messenger RNA of Octopus sinensis (East Asian common octopus), 2595 nucleotides long. RefSeq names its product solute carrier family 22 member 8-like. Lineage: Eukaryota; Metazoa; Mollusca; Cephalopoda; Octopoda; Octopodidae. Gene Ontology annotation, biological process: transmembrane transport. The transcript has 10 exons. The record is from RefSeq and is a predicted model, not a curated record. Gene Ontology annotation, molecular function: transmembrane transporter activity. Bases 443 to 2152 code for a protein of 569 amino acids.